AUGGCAUCAGAAGAAACUGAUAUCAAACUUUUCACAAGGUUAGGACAACUACCAGAUGAUGUUAUUGCCUUAAUCAUUAGCUAUGUCCCUAAAUGUCAAUUACAACCAUUGUUAGGUUUCAGUCCCACAAAAAAGGCAGUGGUUAAAUCCUAUUUGGCAAAUGUCAAAAUUACUGAAUGUCAAGAUCUUAUUAUUUCGGGAACAUGUAAUCAAUCUGAACAUUGUGAUUGUCAAGAUAAGCCAGCUGCUGUGUCUUUGAAAAAUCUUCGAUUGCUUGUGAAGCAAUGGAAUCUUUAUCCCAAAACGCUUUAUUUUUCAAGUUUCAAAGAAUUAGGUGCUAUGCUUGAUGUUUUCCCAGAAGUUGUAAUUAAUGCUGAAGGUAUUAAUGGGGUAUUUGAUAAAGAAGGUUCUGGGAAUCGAGUACAAAAUAUAAAGCAACUCACACGGUAUGACCUUAAAUAUGAUCGUUUAGAAUUAAAAGAUUUUGAAGAUACAUUUCUCGUGGCCAAAAGCAGUUUACCUGGUAAUGUCAAGACGCUUAUUCUUAAUAAUACCCGACUUGAAACUUUAUCUUUCACUGGGUUGAAGAAAUUGAAGGCUGAAAUACCUGGUGCCUCUGGUGCUACUAAAGAAAUUACUUUUCCAAUUGGAUUGCGACUGUUAAUCUUGACUGUGUUAGGAGAGCGCCACUUGAAUAUACCUUCAAACUUAGUUCGUUUACACCUUCAUGUGGGAAGAACAAAGUUGAGUUUAUCAAGUGGUAUCAUGGUCAAUUUGAAGGAUCUUCUGAUUUCAUGGAAUAAGUUACGAUCAUUUGCUGAAACUGGGAUAAUUGCACCCAAUUUGGAAUCAUUGAAUAUAGUCGAUUGUUAUUACUUAAUGGAUUACACAACAUUAAAGCUGUCAUGGAAAUUACAAUCUUUCACGAUAAUAAAUUCUCCUUAUCCAAUUGGGUUGUUUGAUGAGACUAGUUUCCCUCAUCUUGUGGAUUUUUCGUAUAAGGAAGUGAAUGCUAAAAACUAUCAUAAAGUAUGGAGUGUUUCAUUUAACAGAAUUCACGAAAGUUUUAACCUGCAAUUAUUUUUUCCUCCAAACUUGAAAAAUUUGACUUUAUAUGGUGGAGAGUUUGCUAAAUCUAUUGGAUUUGUGUUCAUGUUGCCUCCUUUAUUGGAAAAGUUACACAUUCAUAAUUUCCGACUUAAAUUCCCAAUUACUAAAUUUCCGCAACAUUUACAAGAAAUUAUUUUAAAAGUUCCAGCAGUUUAUAUUCUCAAUCAAUUAAGAAUUCCUCCGCAAGCCAAAACUGUCGUUAUUGAAGCUAAGAAAAUUGUUUUCAGAUGUAUGGAUUUUUUUUAUGAUUUACCAGAAGGCCUUGAAAAGCUUACUUUACAUGCUAUUAAUCAAGGUAAAAUAUUACCCUUCCCAAGAAGGAUCAAAUGGCCAUCAUCAAUGAAAUCAUUAACGUUGAAACGUUUCAAUAUUGAUUAUAAAAGGUUUAGAAAAUUGAAUUUACAAGAGUCUAACCUCGAGCUUAUUGAUAUUUAUAAGGGCCGAAUUUGGGAAUUAAGUGCUGAUGCACUCCCUGUUAGUGUUGUCCAAUUGAAGUUAAUUAGAAUGGGGAUUGAAACAUUGCCUGAGUCAUUUGAAAAAUUUGAAAAUUUGAAAUGUUUAGAUUUAAGCAGAAAUCCUUUGAAGAGGUUAAGAUCUGUUAGAUUGCCCUUACCAUCUUUCAAACAGUUAAUUGUGAAUCGAUGCGACCUUCAUUUGAUAUCACCAUUUUUGACUUCAAUGUUAGAGAAAGAAAAUCGAAAAGCCGAAUUCGCUAUCAUGGCAACAAAUAAUUGGUAUUUGAAUACAUAUGAUGUAUUGAAAAUGAUGAAAAAAUUGAAACAUUUCACUAUUUACCUUAGUACAUUUAAUGAAAAAUUUGCCAAGCUGCACAAGCAUUCCAGGCGUAUUGCUUAUGAAAUUAAACAUACGGCUGAAAAUUCAGAAGAGACUGAGUUUUCUGGUGCAGGAGAAUAUGCUGAUGAAGAGCUUUAUUGUGAGUAUGAUGAUUUCGAUGAUUUCGAUGAUGAUGAUGAUGAUGAUGACAAUAAGGGGGCUAUGAUAAGGAGGCAAUUGAAUGAUUGUUGGAAGGUCAAUGACUCAGGUGAUGAAAUAACUCAUCUGGAUAACCCGGACAACUUAUACGGCAUGGACGAUAAAAAGGAGGGUGACGAUGAUGAAGAUGAUGAUUAUGACGGGGAUUAUGAAGAUGAAGUAAUGGAGUGA
Molecule: messenger RNA, 2274 nt
Organism: Candida albicans SC5314
Lineage: Eukaryota; Fungi; Ascomycota; Pichiomycetes; Serinales; Debaryomycetaceae
Gene: IFA21
Product: Ifa21p
Exons: 1
Coding region: 1-2274 (757 amino acids)
Source: RefSeq, a predicted model, not a curated record